Papilio polytes (common Mormon) is the source of this 2403-nucleotide messenger RNA. RefSeq names its product ribosomal protein S6 kinase beta-2 (gene S6k). Gene Ontology annotation, biological process: signal transduction; protein phosphorylation. Gene Ontology annotation, molecular function: protein serine/threonine kinase activity; ATP binding. The record is from RefSeq and is a predicted model, not a curated record. NCBI's taxonomy places the organism in Eukaryota, Metazoa, Arthropoda, Insecta, Lepidoptera, Papilionidae. Bases 43 to 1320 code for a protein of 425 amino acids. The transcript is spliced from 10 exons.
UGCUAACAGCUACAGUUGUAUUGCUGAUGUGAUAUUACUGAAAUGUCAUCGUAUAUGGCAGGUGUUUUCGAUUUAGAUUUGGAUGUUGAUACAGUUACUGUUGGAGAUUCUGACGAAGACGAUAUUAUUGAAGUUGAUGAGGUCGAUUAUGAUCCCGAACUUAAUGUGAAUAAUAUAGCUGAAUCUGAGUGUUCAGAAACUAUACAGCUGUCAGAAGAUAAUGUGAAUCCAGGCCAGUGCAAGCGUCUAGGACCCCAAGAUUUCGAACUAAGAAAAGUGUUAGGAAAAGGUGGCUAUGGCAAAGUAUUUCAAGUACGAAAAAUCACAGGUCCUGAUGCAGGUGCUCAUUUUGCGAUGAAGGUUCUUAAGAAAGCUUCUAUAGUCCGUAAUCAGAAAGAUACUGCACACACUAAAGCAGAACGAAAUAUUCUAGAAGCUGUUAAGCAUCCAUUUAUAGUUGAAUUAGUAUAUGCUUUCCAAACUGGUGGAAAACUGUAUUUAAUUUUAGAGUAUUUAAGUGGUGGAGAACUUUUUAUGCAUCUGGAGAGAGAAGGUAUUUUUCUUGAAGACACAGCUUGCUUUUAUUUAUCAGAAAUAAUUUUGGCACUAGAACAUUUACAUAGCUUGGGUAUAAUUUAUCGUGACCUCAAACCAGAGAAUGUUUUACUAGAUGCACAGGGUCAUGUAAAACUCACUGAUUUUGGCUUAUGUAAAGAACAUAUACAAGAAGGUAUUGUUACACAUACAUUUUGCGGUACAAUUGAAUAUAUGGCGCCAGAAAUAUUAACAAGAAGUGGCCAUGGGAAAGCUGUAGACUGGUGGAGUUUAGGUGCUUUAAUGUAUGACAUGCUGAUUGGUCAGCCACCAUUUACUGGUGAUAAUCGCACUAAAACAAUAGAGAAAAUAUUAAAAGGAAAACUCAUGUUACCUGCUUACCUCACACAAGACGCACGAGAUUUGAUACGACUCUUCAAACACGUGCACUGGGAUGAUGUAUUCAACAGAAGAUUGGAACCACCUAUGAAACCAAUACUAUCAAGUGAAGAUGAUGUUUCACAAUUUGAUACAAGAUUCACUCUACAAACACCAAUUGAUUCACCAGACGAGUCUACACUUAGUGAAAGUGCUAACCUAAUGUUCCAGGGGUUCACAUACGUCGCUCCGUCCGUGAUGGACGAGGUGCACAAGCCGCGCGUGGUGACGGCGCGCUCCCCGCGGCGGCCGCGCUCGCACCACGCGCCCUUCGCCGCGCCCGGCGCGCACUCCGCCGCACACGCGCUGCCAGAGGACCUCAUGGAUGUACAAGGUCUACCUAUAUAGUGAGUAGCCGCUCGCCCGACGCCAUAGCAAUAAUAUCGGAAUGUAUUUAUUAUGUGUAAAGACUUCACAAGUCUCAUUUCAAUUGGAAAAUAUCAAGUGUAACAAGACGAUUUAUGCUCCUAUUUUCAUUUCAUGUUGAUUGUCAUUUUCCAGGAGCAGAAUUAGUCAAUAUUAUUAUUUUACUUGAUUAUAGUUUAAGUUAUAUUAAGUUGAUUAAUUUUUGUUAAUUACAUCUGUGUUAAGUCUGAAAUCAACUUGUUUUGUUUUUAACUAAUGUUGUAUGUUAUCGAAAAAUAAUGCAAAGUUUAAAAAAACAUAAAUAUAAAAGCUAUAAGGAUAUUGUUAUAAUAUGAUAACCAGAAAGUUGUGAACAUAAAGGGAAACAAGAACAAUGCAUUACCUGACAUAAUACAAAAUCAAUAAUACUUGUGGCGGACAAAAUAAUCCUUGCAUAAAUAACUAGCUCUUAGUUGAAUCAGUGCUCAAACAGUGCCUUCAAAUAUACAACUUUAUAACUAAUAAUUUUAAGUAUAAGAACAGUAAGAAUACUAAUUUUUACCAACCCAUGUACUUAUAUUUUUAAUGUUUAUUAUCCGAAGUGUGUCUGUACAAGGAAAAAUAAUAAUCUUUUGUUACACUUGGUAUAAUAUAAAUGAUUAACAAAUUAAUAUUAGGAUAAAUUAAGUUUGUUUAGAAUAUAUAAUGGAUUGAUGUAUUGUGUUACUUGAACAUUUAAUGAGAUUAUGAUAAAAAGGUUGUUGAAUGUAAUUAACAAAGAAUAUAAGUACGAAUGUUUUAUUUUCAGGCCUAGGAUAAUUCACAUAGUUGACCAUUUUAUACAAAUGAUGAAUACUACUACAAAAAGCUGCCCAUCUUAAUUAUGUCCGUAAAAUAAUGGUACUGUUUUAUACUACUAUUGUUAAUGUACAUUUUAUACGAGUUACCGUUUAGUUUAAUAUUUUGGUAGGGUUUUAACACGUAUAAUAAAACGUUCUAACUCCGAUUAUACUACAGAGUAAUAAUUAAAAAUAUACCUUGUUACCACGCUUCAUGAAUUGAAUUAAAGGUCAUUUUUAUUUUGUA